ACCGUCGAGCUACGGCCGGGGCAUGUCCUGGCCCACGUCCACCGCCAUGCCUCCCACGGCGAGGACGCCCGCCCCCGCGGACUGGAUGCCUAACUCGUUCCGAGUCACCAACGGCGGCAUCUCUAGGGUGUCGACGGCGGCCCCCGCGCCCGGAGGCCCCGGCGCGGCGGCAGACCCGUGGUUCCCCAGCACCCUGGCCGGCAGCGAUUCGGCCGUCAACAGCAACGCGGUGGACGAGCCCAACCAGCAGGGCCUCAACGCGGCGGGCAACCUCCCCGGAGCCGCCCCCCGCGCCGCCCCCAUCUACGCGUGGCUCGAGAGGCUGGCCGUCCUCCACGCCGGGCUGGUGGACGUCGUCCGGGGCGGCCGCAGCUUCGAGGGGAGGCCCAUCAAGGGAGUGCGCCUGUUCCCCGGCAAGGACAAGCCGCGCCUCUUCAUCGAGGCCGGGAUGCACGCGCAAGAGUGGAUCACGACGAGCACUGCCUGCUGGCUCAUCCACCGCGUGCUGCAAGCCGACGAGGCCGACGCCGCGCCCUGGAGCGGCCUGGCCCGGGCCUUCGAGUGGCACGUGUUCCCCAACGUGAACCCGGACGGCUACGAGUACUCCUUCAAGACGGAGCGGGCCUGGAGGAAGACGCGCAGCAAGGGCCUGGUGUGCUACGGGGUGGACGGCAACCGGAACUGGGCGUACGGCUGGAACCCGGGCAACAGCACGACCCGCCACCCCUGCGCGCGGAACUUCCCCGGGCGCGCGCCCUUCUGCGAGGCGGAGACGCGCGGGCUGUCCGAGUACGUCCGGUCGCUGGCGCCGGGCGCGCGCCUGCGCCUCUACGUCAGCCUGCACUCGUCCAAGCAGAUGAUCCUCUUCCCCUGGGGCUGCUCGCGAGAACACAGCGCCGACCACGAGGAGCUGAUGGAGAUCGGCCAGAGGGCGGCCAGUGCGCUGGAGCGGGUCCACGGCACCAAGUUCCAGGUCGGCCCCAUCGCCAGCACCAUAUACAUGGCGCCGGGCAACAGCGUGGACUGGGUCUACGCCGCGGGGGUCAAGUACGCCUUCGCCAUGGAGCUGCGGAACCCCGUCAAGCCCGAGCAGUACGUCAGCGCCUCCGCCAUCGAGGCAACCGGCGAGGAGACCUUCGCCGCCAUCAUCACCAUGCUCGAGGAGGUGGCGUCCCGGUCGUCCCGGUGCGGCAAGUGAGUGAGUCCAGGUCGGCCAGGAAGAAAACAACAAGAAAUUCUUUUCUUUCAAGAUAAUUUAUUAAAUCUGGAGAGUGCAGACUCUUGUAUCUAUAAAGACAAAAAGAAAAAAAAACUGCAAUCACAAUGUCGUUUAGGGGACAGAAAUUGGCCUCUACUUUUAUAUUGGUUUUAAGGAUUGGCAAUGGAAGUAGAUUCAUAUCCCAUUGUACGAAUUCAUUAAAUUAUGUUACAUCAUGCAAUGAUGAGUUAGGAAGAAAAACAAGAAAGGUCCAUUCAGUCUCCUCUGGCUCAUUUCCCAGUAUCACAAAUACUGUUGUACUA
Molecule: messenger RNA, 1521 nt
Organism: Thrips palmi
Lineage: Eukaryota; Metazoa; Arthropoda; Insecta; Thysanoptera; Thripidae
Product: zinc carboxypeptidase-like
Exons: 8
Coding region: 23-1198 (391 amino acids)
Biological process (GO): proteolysis
Molecular function (GO): metallocarboxypeptidase activity; zinc ion binding
Source: RefSeq, a predicted model, not a curated record